CCUCAGAGCGUAGAAACCCUUACCCGAGAAAGAGAGAGAGAGAGAGAGUGAGAGAGAAUGGGGAAUGCAGAUGUAGAAGUGGUGGACUUCGAGCCGGAGGACGACGAUCUCAUGGACGAGGACGGCACUGUUGACGUCGACGCUGCUUCGCCUAGGGCUCCUCUCCCAAAGCUCAAGUCCGCCAUCACCGGCGGCUCCUCCGCCUUCGCCGCCGCCACUGCUCCCAAGAAGACCAAAGGCCGUGGUUUCCAAGAAGAGUCUGAUGCCGAUCGCAACAACCGCAUGGCCGGUUGCUUCGACUCUCUCAACUCCGAUGGCGGCCCCAGUCCUGAACGAUCCAUUGAAGGAUGGAUUAUUCUGGUCACUGGAGUUCAUGAAGAGGCACAAGAAGAUGAUCUGCAAAAUGCAUUUGGCGAAUUUGGGGAGAUUAAGAAUUUGCAUUUGAAUCUUGAUCGUCGAACUGGAUUUGUUAAGGUUAGACAGUGGAAAAUGGGGUAUGCACUAAUUGAAUAUGUGAACUUUGAAGAAUCCCAGAAAGCCAUAAAUGAAAUGGAUGGAACUGAAUUGCUCACUCAAACCAUCAACGUUGAUUGGGCAUUCAGCAAGGGGCCCUUUAAAAGGAGGAAUAUGAGGAGAAGAUCACCACGUGGACACCGUUCAAGAAGUCCGAGGAGAAGAUUCUAAUCAUGCAAGGAUUUCUGGAUUUAUGUUGGAAUGAGAAACAAGAUGUUUGGGCAAGUUUUUUUUGGGUAAUUUGACUUGUAACUGAUUGGAUGAAUGAUUAUUAUUCUGUUUGCUGAGGUUCCCUUCCGUGGCCUCUUUGGCGGAUGUUUUUUAGGAUGUUUCUUCUAAAUCAUGUAAUAUGUUGCAAUAUUGGGUUGGUAUUCAUGGUUGUUUCUUGGACUAGCUUAUUGCUCUGCACUUGGACAAUCGACCUUUGAUACCAUUUUCCAGGAUCAUCUUGCACAUUGAUUGUGAGAAGGGUGUGCUUGAUUUUGGUUGUGCUUUUUUUUAAUGAAGACUUGAGAUGCAUCAUAGUA
Messenger RNA from Camellia sinensis, 1040 nucleotides. NCBI's taxonomy places the organism in Eukaryota, Viridiplantae, Streptophyta, Magnoliopsida, Ericales, Theaceae. The record is from RefSeq and is a predicted model, not a curated record.